CUCUAAUACUAUUGAUGAUGUCAAGAAAAAGAUUCAAGAUAAAGAAGGUAUUCCCCCAGACCAGCAGCGUCUGAUUUUUGCUGGUAAACAGCUCGAGGAUGGCCGUACUUUAUCUGAUUAUAAUAUACAAAAAGAAUCUACUCUUCAUUUGGUUCUACGUCUUCGUGGUGGAAUUAUCGAACCAUCACUCAAAGCUCUUGCAUCGAAAUACAAUUGUGAGAAAAUGAUUUGCCGUAAAUGCUACGCUCGUCUACCUCCUCGUGCCACUAAUUGUCGUAAGAAAAAGUGUGGUCACUCUAAUCAAUUACGUCCAAAGAAGAAACUUAAGUAA
Molecule: messenger RNA, 331 nt
Organism: Cetraspora pellucida
Lineage: Eukaryota; Fungi; Glomeromycota; Glomeromycetes; Diversisporales; Gigasporaceae
Source: the annotation of a GenBank genome assembly